AUGGGGCAUAUUGCAGAUGCAGAGAAGAUGGUUCAGACUUGUGGUGGUGACAAUAUUACUGAAAGUUGUGAUCAUGAAGCUGGUGAUGAAGAGGGUAAGAACCCAAUGGAGAUAGAAGAUGUUAUGUUGGGCAAGGAAGUCUCUGAGGGCUUAGGACAGGGUUCUGGGUGUAAGUAUGACCUGAGGAAGAGAACUGGUGCUAGGUGGAGGAGGAGAGACUCAUCCAAGAGUAGACUGAAGAGUGUUCCUGAAUCCACUUGUGAGCUUCAUCAGGCUGUGUCUCUUAAGAGAAGUAGAGCUUUGGUGAUCUAUGGAGGAGGGCAGAAAGAUGAAGAUGAUGAGUUUAUCAUGAACAUGCAGAUGCAAGAGGUGGAUCUGCUGGGAUCAUUUUUUACUUGGGGUAAUAAUAGAGGUGAUGAUGGAUAUGUGGAGGAGAGAUUGGACAAAAUCUUUGUGUCCUUUGAGUGGCUAACUAAAUUUCCAAACAUGAAGGCAUCAAACUUCUACAGAUCAGCUUCUGACCACAAUGAGCUGGAUAGGAGGCACAAAAGAUUUCAAUUCAUUAGUCAAUGGGUAGCCAUGGAGGGUGUGCAAGAUGCUGUCAAAGAAGGAUGGCAAGUGCAGGUGGAUGGCUCUGCAAUGUUCCAAGUGCAUCAGAAGGUGAAGACCACCAGAAUGGCUCUUCUAGCCUGGCACAAGCCAGUACAUAGGAACAGUGAGAAAUGUGGUGGCGGGUUUUGUAUUAUGUUUGUGUACUGGUUAGGGAGCUGUGUUGCUCUUCUCUCAGAUACCCUGGAUUGGGGGUUGUCCCUUAUGUAA
Messenger RNA from Striga asiatica, 819 nucleotides. Lineage: Eukaryota; Viridiplantae; Streptophyta; Magnoliopsida; Lamiales; Orobanchaceae. The record is from the annotation of a GenBank genome assembly.